Messenger RNA from Cuscuta campestris, 1765 nucleotides. Lineage: Eukaryota; Viridiplantae; Streptophyta; Magnoliopsida; Solanales; Convolvulaceae. The record is from the annotation of a GenBank genome assembly.
GUAUCUUGGUUUCCAUAAUAUCUUGUUGCAAUCCCUUGGAGAGGCCCUGCUCGGAUAGUCAAACAUAGGGCUUCUUUGGGAACAUCAUUACAAUCAAGAUCGCCCCCAUCGGUGUUCCACUUUGGGUAAUGGCGGCUCCGAGGAGUUUGGCUGUGGAUACGGGACGCUUGGCCAGAGAUGAGCAAAAGAUUCUCGAUCUACCAGACACCUAUGCAGAGGACUCUCCAACGGCCAAACGUUUCAAGGAGGGAAAAUUUACGCUUAGCUGUUGGGAAUUCGGGGCGGCUCUUGCUGUGUUCAUGUUGUGCUUGACCGGGUUGGUCUGCAUAUACCUAACAAUGCCAGCUUCAGAUUUUGGGAAGCUCAAGCUUCCUCGUAACAUUUCUGAUCUUCGGAUGCUCAAGGAACACCUAGCAACCUAUGCCGAUAUGUACCCUGCACGGUUCAUUCUCGGCCGGUGCAUCAUCCUGCUAUUUUCUUUCUAAGUUACUCGGAAGACCUAUAAUUACCUCACUAUGGCCGGAGAAGUUGAGGUUUUUCCAAUCAGAGAUAGCCAAGCGCAGGGAUAAGUUACUCAACUACAUGCUUUUUUUGAGGGUAACUCCUACACUGCCAAACCUUUUUAUCAAUUUGGCAUCUCCAAUUGUGGAUGUACCCUUUCAUAUUUUCUUUCUGGCUACUGUGAUUGGUCUAAUCCCUGCCUCAUUUAUUACUGUGAGGGUAAGUUUUAAAUACUUAUUGAUUGGCUGCAUUGCCAUUGCAUCCUGAUGACUACAUAUGAUUUUACAGUUUACACUCAAAACAGCUGAUGAACCAAAACCUUAGUGCUCAUGUUUGUGUUCUCAAAUCUCUUUACUCUAUUGCUAGAUAGUGGUCAUCUACUCAUGUAUAUGAGUACCAUCCUCGUAAGAACAAAGCUUGCAGUUUAAAUUCCAUCUUCUUCCUACUCCCCAUAUGCUCUACUUUAGAAAACGUGGAACACAUUGUAGUUUAUUAGUUUAUUCUUAAUGAAGUUCAGGAAAAAAAAUGCAUUUGAAAUUCAAAUGAAUAAAUUACCUUGUUAUUACUAGUGAUAAUACUUCUAAAAGUGACCCCUGACGCCGUGUUCAUACAUUUGACUAAUAAUCAGGCUGGCCUUGCUCUUGGGGAUUUAAGAUCAGUCAAAGAUCUCUAUGACUUCAAAACUUUGGUGGUUCUUUUCCUUAUCGGUUCUGCCAUUAUACUACCAACCCUUUUAAAGAGGAAACGGACAUAUGAAUGAAGCAAUGACUAAGUGCCGAACCAUAAAAAUUCCCCCCACAGGCAAAAGCAGAACUCUUUUACUAAUUCUACCAUUUGGACUUGAGAUGGGAAGUGUUCUCGGAGACAUUUUUUUGAUAUAUAUAGACUAGAAGUAUAACUGGUGUGGGAACAGGAAGCAUCAUACCUUUGUCGAAUGGACUGAGGUUCCAGUGUGACACUCGGAAAAGAGUAUUUAUCAGAGAUUAUAUAUGAAGAACUAUGCAGUGGAGUGGCUAGUUAAGUGAUCGUGAACUGGGGGAUAGAAUUUCAUUAACGCACUUGCAUCGGCCAGCUCCUUGCCUUGGGUGGGUUGGUUUAUGAUUCAAACUUGUAAGUGAACAUGUAGCGCUAUGUUAUAUAUUUAUAUGUAUUUCGAUGUGUAAGAAGAGAUUGAAAUCCAUUUCUCAUCAGAGUAAAAAUAUUUAUAUGGCAAUGAUGCGAAGUGCUUUAGCAAUUGGCUUGGCAUUAAAGUGGCUGUUAUGUU